GUCCCAGGUUGUAGGCGGGCCUCCUCGCGUCUCGCUCAGCAGCAGCUGGUGCUGCUGAAGAGGCGACUUUGUUGCAGCGAGCCGCCGGAGAGAAAACGGCAGGGCACAUUCACUCGUGGAAAAGUGUGAACAGUUUGGCGAGAAAACGACGCAGCCGGAGGGAUUUUGUCGGUGGCUGCCUUUUUAAUGAGCGUGUCAGCGGAUUUAAAGUUUGUGAUUCCGGGGUCUUCCAGACGUCUCUUUGAAAGUUGCAGCCGAAGAGGAGUUCUCCCAUUCAGGAUGUGGGACUGAGACAAAGAGGGUCAUUCCCGUCGGAGCGGGUAAAAGUUGAUUCAAGAAGCCUUCUCUGAAUGGGAAAGAUGGAGAGGGAGGUGCAGUGGUGGAAAGGACAGCUUGCUUCUGAUAUCCAUCAAUCCCUGCGCAUCAAGGAGCUGAAGCUGCCGGUCUACCGGGCCCACUCUCCACAGAUUGGCAUGAGACGAUACUUUGCGGACCUGUUGGCUAUUCUAAGUAACCGCUAUCAGCUGUGUCCUACAGCACGUCAUCUGGCCGUCUACCUGCUGGACUUGUUCAUGGACCACUACGAUGUGGCUGUCAAGCAGCUCUACGUCAUUGCCCUCUCCUGUUUGCUCCUAGCUAGUAAGUUUGAGGAGAAGGAGGACCGGGUUCCCAAACUGGAGCAGCUGAACUCCCUUGGCUUCAUGUGCAGCCUGAACCUUGUUCUCAACAAGAGAGAUCUGAUCAAAAUGGAGCUUCUGCUGCUGGAGACUUUCGGCUGGAAUCUGUGCAUGCCCACGCCCGCCCACUUUAUUGACUACUACCUCCAUGCCGCAGUGCAGGAGGGCGACCUUUACAACGGUUGGCCACUGUCUUCCCUCUCCAAGACCAAGGCUUUCAUGGACAAAUACACUCACUACUUCUUGGAGGUGUCACUACAGGACCAUUCCUUUCUGAGUUUCCGACCAUCCCAGGUUGCAGCUGCAUGUGUGGCUGCAUCACGUAUUUGCCUUCAGAUUUCCCCGAGCUGGACGACGGCCUUGCAUCUCCUAACGGGAUAUACGUGGGACCACCUCACCCAGUGCAUUGAACUCAUGUUGCUAGCUCAUGACAACGACGUGAAGGAGGCCAAUAAAACCAAAUCCACCCCCCCUCAUCGGCCCUCGUCUCUGCAGUCCCAGACUUCUCACCUCUCUCCAGUUUCAGCCAUCCAGCGACCAGCCUCCUCCUCCUCCACCUCAUCCACACCACAGCUGCUUUAUCCGCCAGAUGGGUUUCCACACCUUUCCCAGCAUUCCCCAUCCCUGUCCCAUCUGCAAGCACUAGCUGACUCCCAGGCUUUGGGCUCCGUGGUGAACAUGUCUCAGGACUUCCUUCAGACCCACAGGAUGGGUCUUCUAACUGGGGCUCCUGCUAUCACUCCUGGAGGAACGUUCCCUUCCUACUCAAGCUUAACCUCAGGUCUCGCACCAGGGGCUCGUGCGCUGCCACUCCCGGGCCCCCUCUCAGUGCAGAUGGCACUUGCUGGAGAACCACGACACUGUCUGAGCAUGGCUUACACUGGGGGCUACCUGGGGGCGCAUCACACGUUUGCAGCCGGCUGUUUUGACAGGUGACGCCAGGAGACGGAGAGAGACCCCAACGCCCUGCGGGAGUCAACUGCAAUGCUUCCGCGCCACUUCCCUAUCCCAAAAUAUCCACUGACAGACCUCAUCUCUCUCUCCGUCGCCACUGCAACAGCUUCUCCCUGUCCCGCACCCCCGUCCCUCUCAAAGAGACGCCUCAAACGUAAGCAGAGGUCCAAAGGCAAGACGGACCCAGUAGAAGUCAUCACACUGACGUGACAAAUGCUCUACUGCCUCAGAUGAAAUACUGAGGCACUGCAGAAGUGAUACUGCCGUAUUUGGAACUGAGUUUAAAGAAUCGUUUUAUUAUGAGACUGUCAUCACUGUGAAUGAGAUGAAAGCAGCCGUGUGAUCCAACACCCACCUCAUUCAGUGCCUGUUCUCAGUCGUGUAUGAACGCUGAGCCAAUUAUAGAAGUGCACAGAACACGAAAUAUGUGAUAAGUAUAUCUUGCUGCUUGAUUUUUAUUUUUUUUAUUUUUAAUUUUGAAUCCCAAAAAUGUAUCUCAUUUCAUAGGCAAAGUAGUUUUUUUUUUUUUUUUUUUAAUUCUUU
Cololabis saira (Pacific saury) is the source of this 2174-nucleotide messenger RNA. It is a transcript of the gene ccnjl, whose product is annotated as cyclin J-like. Gene Ontology annotation, cellular component: cytoplasm; cyclin-dependent protein kinase holoenzyme complex; nucleus. The transcript is spliced from 6 exons. Gene Ontology annotation, biological process: regulation of cyclin-dependent protein serine/threonine kinase activity; mitotic cell cycle phase transition. NCBI's taxonomy places the organism in Eukaryota, Metazoa, Chordata, Actinopteri, Beloniformes, Belonidae. Gene Ontology annotation, molecular function: cyclin-dependent protein serine/threonine kinase regulator activity. The record is from RefSeq and is a predicted model, not a curated record. The coding region runs from base 351 to 1613 and encodes 420 amino acids.